Molecule: messenger RNA, 2754 nt
Organism: Aspergillus campestris IBT 28561
Lineage: Eukaryota; Fungi; Ascomycota; Eurotiomycetes; Eurotiales; Aspergillaceae
Exons: 2
Coding region: 1-2754 (917 amino acids)
Molecular function (GO): RNA binding
Source: RefSeq, a predicted model, not a curated record
AUGUUGAAUCCGUUUCAGAUAAGAGGUCUUCACGGAUCUCCGUCCUUACAGGAGGCGAGCGAGCCUGCAGCUCCCAGUGAGCAUAUCGGUUCCGGAGACGACCAUCUUAUAGUAGAAGACCGCCUCGGCCCUCAAAACCGUGCUGCGUUGGUCCAGCUGUCUACAUCAGAAUAUGACGAUAUCGCAACGAACCAUCCUCGCGCUCGAUUAACCUAUCUUGAUGAAGAUGACGGGGAUCUUAUUACAGUUGGAUCUUCUCUCGAGCUCUCUCAGCGUCUAGAAGAACCCGCUUCUACUUCCGUCCCGUUUACCGACCCCGGUCCUGUUCACAUCUUUGACAUUCGCCGUUCAAACUCGGUUACGGAGCUGUGGAGGAAAUAUGAAACCGGCUCGCGCCCGCAGAACGCAGAUAAUGUGGCCGUUAUCCAACCCGGCCUGGCUGAUGCGGAUGCGUCGCAGGCACCUGCAGAAGAGCAAUCCAGCUCAACUAAUAACAAUGCAGCGCCUGCACCAAGGACAGAACCCGAACCACUCAUGGCCGCAUUUGAAGCCGAAAUGGCUAGGAUUCUACACGACUCUAAUGCUGCAGUCUCUGCACAGGCAGACACUCCUCCCCAGCCAGAACCGACGCCGAAUGGAACGAGAUCUCCCAGAGGUCAAACCCCGGGGGAUGCUGUUCUCCAUACCAUAUUCAACUUGCUCGACGGGGCCGAGACGGUCAGUGCUGGCGUGAGAUCACGAUUCCCGGAACUAGAGCAGCAGCUACAGAAUGCUCAACGAGCCCUUCCUGGACAAGUCGGAUCCUCCGUUCAGGUUGCCCUCUCGACGUUGGAACUUCAAGCAAGAAAUCUUGUUGGCGCUAUCAAUAAUGCCUCUACGGCAACCGGUCAGAGAGCUGAGAAUGUCCUUCAAAGCGAGUGUCCGGUGGCCGCCAAUACGGUACAGAGUCUGCGUUCUAUGGCCUCUGAACUUGGCAACAUGGGGCAGUCUCUGUUCGAAACCUUUGAAUCCGAGUUCGGUCGCAAUCGGUCCAGGUGUCAGGGCCGGACAUACUCAGGAGAGAACUCUAUCUCGCCCCGUCCCGAAAAUAGGGAACAAAUCUGGGGCCGUCCGAACGACGCUCCAACCACUGAAAAUACCAAUCAACAGCCGCUGCCCAAUGCUAAUGGCAGAACUGAGGAGGGGGCUGUGGCGAGUAACCCAGGAGAGCCAUUCGGCAAUUUUCAAUCUCACGGACAUGAGCAGAAUGCCACCGUAUCUGACAGCAGGCUUGCUAGCCCGUCAGAGUCACAGCUCCCCACUGGACCCCCGUCGCUGAGACCACAUGAGCUGCUUCAUCCUUCUCAUAAUGACUCGCCACAGAGACCUCCUCAGCAUCCUGCUUAUCCCAAUAUAUAUGAAAGUGUGGCGAAUCGCUUACCUAGCUCCCCGAGUCUGCCUCCGCCUUUUGUCCCGUCUUCCCCCGCUCCGUCACGGCGGUGUGCCCCACCCAGGGAUACCCUGUUCAUCGGUAAUGUCGGCUACAUGGCCAACGCGGACUCCAUUCGCAGCCUUUUUGAAUCGAAAGGCUUCCUCGUGGAUGUAGAGCUGCCAUAUGACGCAAAGACGGGAGAUCACGUUGGAUUCGGCUACGUGUACUUCCCCUCGAUCCAUGCAGCGGAAAUGGCGCUGGACGCCUUGCAAGGGACCCGUGUCGAUGGCCACUCUAUCAACCUCGAGUUCAGUGACCACAUACCUAUCGCUGGCCUUGGUACAGCUCAUCACACUGGAGAGGGGUCUCAUCACUCCGUCUCUCCUGGAUUUACCCGGAAUCAUACUGAUGGAGGGCCAGACCUCCCUUCGGUUGACGAUAGAAGGCCGGCUCCGUUGGCCGUAGCAGAUCUAUGCUCCGGUGACAUCCGUCGCUCAGGCGGUCAGGCGAUUACAACAGGGGACAGGUCAGUGGGCAGUAGUACUUCGUUGGACACUGAACGUCUGAACUCGCUUUAUCCUUCACUUCUCCCAGAAAGCGCAGCUUCACGGUCUCUCAGCAACAACGGUACCACCGACCGACUUCCCGAGCUGACACGAGACCUCGACUACCGCUUCCCUCCUGUAUCUCAGCUGGACGCACGUCUCCUCGCUGAACAACGCCAGUCUAGGCCCGGAGGAGCUUGGGAGACAUCUACUCGACCGGUGAACGGGGCCACUGCCCGGAACCAUGACGGACGUACUCCUUCGUCGCACAAUUUGCCUAGCGCAUCUGCACUGGGUGUUCCCAAUGGGCGUCCAAUACCUUCGGGUUUUGCGAGAACUCCUGCUUCAGAACGCGUCGGUGCAGGUCCUUCUCAUGUCCCGAUCCCUCUCGGACGAUCAAAUACGUUCAUGAGGUACCCCCACAGACGCGAUCCUUGGGAUUCGAUCCGCCCAGAUGUGCUUUACAGUUCUGACCAGCCAUUGAGAAGACGAGCCACCGAACGCCAUUCUCCCCGAGGCCUUGGUGGUUUCCCCAGCCAGUCUGCACACAACAACCCUUCAGCUCCGCAUCUGGCCGGUGGGGUGGAAGGAAGUGGGCCCCAGCAGUCUAGGCCACAGCAGCGAAUGAUUGAUGAAUGUAUGUCCACUUUGGUCGCUCUCGGAUACGGGAGUGUGAAGGAUGGUGGUCCUCAAAGACUCGCGAUAUAUGCGGCCGCGGCGGAUGGCAAUAUCGAAGAUGCGAUUGAGAUGAUCGAAGAAGAGCGGAAAGUCUACGAACAGCAAGGAUCGCGCCUAUGA